Molecule: messenger RNA, 546 nt
Organism: Lagenorhynchus albirostris (white-beaked dolphin)
Lineage: Eukaryota; Metazoa; Chordata; Mammalia; Artiodactyla; Delphinidae
Gene: TLDC2
Product: TBC/LysM-associated domain containing 2
Exons: 5
Coding region: 1-546 (181 amino acids)
Biological process (GO): response to oxidative stress
Cellular component (GO): nucleus
Source: RefSeq, a predicted model, not a curated record
AUGAAAGGUCUCCGCUGGCGUUACACUCGGCUGCCCAGCCAGGUGGAGGAUGCUCUGUCUGGGGAGGAGCGUGAGGAAAACGAGGAGGAGACAGCCCCAGCCCCAGCUCGUGCUCCGGAAGAUCCAGUGGAGCCCCAGCUGGCAGAAGCCAGCCAGGUUCUGGGAGCCUCGGAGAUGAGGCAGAUCAGCCUCCACCUCCCCCCGAGAGUCGCUGGACACUCCUGGAGUCUGGCCUUUCGCACGUCGAGGGACGGCUUCAGUCUGCGGAGCCUGUACAGGCAGAUGGAGGGCCACAGCGGGCCGGUGCUGCUGGUGCUGAGGGACCAGGAUGGCCAGGUCUUCAAGUGGACAGGAAACAACUCUUUCUUCGUGAAAGGAGACUUGGAUUCACUGAUGAUGGGCUGUGGCAGUGGACACUUUGGGCUGUGGUUGGAUGGAGACUUGUAUCACGGGGGGAGCCACCCCUGUGCAACCUUCAACAACGAGGUGCUGGCCCGGCAGGAGCAGUUCUGCAUCAAGGAGCUAGAGGCCUGGGUCCUGAGCUGA